UAGUUUCGUUUGGGUGGCAACCCUAAAAAGACACAUGAAGGAGCUGCGAAUUUCGCUCGUCGCUCGCGAAUAAAAAUACGCAGAUAAUAGUUAAAUGGCAAUAGUAGUUGGCAAAGUAACACCAGCUUUCACUGACUUGAUUGUGUAAUGUUUUAUUAGUGAAGUGCGGGCGAAAAUAAAACACUCGCAAAAGUGCCGUAAUUUGCUCAAACAAAAAGUCUUUAAUCUUCGUGUGACACUUUGUUUUUGUGAAUGCACUGGAAAUAUUUGUUUUGCUAGACAAUUACUUGAGUGACGAGUGUUCUUUGUGCCGUUGAAGAAAAAUAUUUUAUCGACGUUUCAGUUGGCACCCAAACACAGAUACUCGCACCCACACAGAUACGGCUACGCGGAUACAGAUACAGUUACACGUGCGCUCAGCUGGUAAUGAAUGCUGCUCAGCUGUCGUUUGUUUUCAUUCCGUUUUGAGAUCCCACAUCCCGAGAAUAUCCCCGAUAAUCCGGAUACCCGCAGAUAUAUAUGCCCUUGAUCCAGUCAACAGAUAAACGAGAGCACUAAAACAUCUCGCGAUAGUCACCUGAAAACCAUCGUAUAUACAACCGUAACCCAGAUCAGCAGUCAUGCCGAAAGAUGGUCACUCACGUAAGCCACAAAAGAAGGCGUCGGUCACCGAAGAGACACCCAUCUCUGAGAGCACAAACACAACUCCAGCCGCAAGCUCACCCAGUAGAUCCACUGGUCACUCGACCAUCGGAGCUCUAGUGAGCAAUCUACACCAUCAUGACAUCCAAUCCCUACACCAACCACUGCUGGAGAGCGAGGAGCGAGUGAUAACCACGAGUAACCACAGGAAUGCGCGCCAUCCCCAUCGAGGCUAUGGAACCGAGAGGAAACCCCAUAGCUCCCUGCCCCGUUUCGUGAUCGACAUCGAAGAGGAGACGGAUGCUGCGGUGGCUGCGGCGGAGGGCAAGGAGUUAUCCAACCAGGAGCACGAGGAGCACUCCAACCAAAGUCCUUCCCGCCGUUUCAGUCACUUCAAUCUGGCCCUGCGUCGCUUCUCCCACAUCCAUGCCCACAACAUAAAUCGCUACGGAGACUCCAUGGGUUCACUGGGACAUCGCGCCUUGUUGCAGUACAUCGAUAAUAAUGAUAUUUCCGGUCUGCGCGCUAUAUUGGAUAGCCGACAUCUUACCAUCGAUGAUCGGGACGAGAAUGCCACCACAGUGUUGAUGGUAGUUGCUGGACGGGGUCUGACUCCCUUUGUCCGGGAAUUUCUGGCCCGUGGUGCCGAUGUUCAGGCAGAGGAUUUGGAUAACUGGACGGCACUGCUAUGUGCCUCCCGCAACGGACACUUCGAUGUGGUUCAACUGCUGCUGGAUCAUGGAGCCGAGGUAGAGCAUCGUGAUAUGGGUGGCUGGACAAGUUUAAUGUGGGCAGCCUACCGUGGCCACACGGAAUUAGUGCGUCUUCUGCUGGACAAAGGAGCCGAUGGCAAUGCCCAUGGUAAUUACCAUCUGGGUGCCCUUUUGUGGGCGGCGGGGCGUGGCUACAAGGACAUUGUGGAGCUGUUAGUGCAACGCGGCGCUAAAGUAAAUGUCGGCGAUAAAUAUGGUACCACAGCUCUUGUUUGGGCUUGCCGGCGAGGAAAUGUGGAGAUUGUGGAUACUUUGGUUAAAGCUGGCGCCAAUGUGGACACCGCGGGCAUGUAUUCGUGGACUCCACUUCUGGUUGCAGCCGCCGGUGGCCACACAGAUUGCGUGAGUUCCCUUCUGGAGAAGAAGCCGAAUGUAAAUGCCUUGGACAAAGAUGGAAUGACCGCUCUUUGCAUAGCGAGUCGUGAGGGUUUCCAGGAUAUAGCCGCCUCCCUUAUAGCAGCUGGUGCAUAUAUAAAUAUCCAGGAUCGUGGAGCAGAUACCCCGCUCAUCCAUGCCGUAAAAGCUGGUCAUCGAACUGUGGUGGAAGCGCUGCUCAAAAAACAUGCUGAUGUGGAUAUUCAAGGAAAGGAUCGCAAGACGGCCAUUUACACCGCGGUGGAGAAAGGACACACUCCGAUUGUUAAGCUACUGCUGGCCACAAAUCCCGACCUUGAAUCCGCCACCAAGGAUGGAGAUACUCCCCUUUUAAGGGCUGUAAGAAAUCGUAACUUGGAAAUCGUCCACCUGUUGCUUGAUAGAAAGGCCAAGGUGACUGCAAGUGACAAAAGAGGCGACACCUGCCUGCACAUUGCGAUGCGGGCGAGGAGCAAGGCGAUUGUGGAAGCUCUCCUGCGGAAUCCCAAGCACAGUCAGCUUUUGUACCGGGCCAACAAAGCUGGGGAAACCCCUUACAACAUUGACUCCCUGCACCAGAAGACCAUACUGGGUCAAGUUUUUGGCGCUAGACGGCUGAACACGAACGAGGAUUCCGAGGGUAUGCUGGGCUACGAACUCUAUUCCUCCGCCUUGGCGGACGUGCUAAGUGAGCCGACGUUAACCACCCCCAUCACAGUUGGACUCUAUGCCAAGUGGGGCAGUGGGAAGAGUUUUCUGCUGAACAAGCUGCGCGACGAGAUGAACAACUUUGCGCGCCAGUGGGCAGAACCUCCGAUCCGAACCAGUGGGCUCCUCUUCAUCGUCUGCCUGCACCUGGGCUUGCUCAUUGGAACGAUUGUGGGAUUGAGCACCAGGUCGGCGGUGGUAGGCGUGUCCUCGGCCGUGGGCUUCAUGCUGCUCGCCUAUCUGCUCCUGGCCGCUGUCAGGUACUGCAACUAUCAGAUGGAUAUGCAGUGGGCCUACUCCGUGCAACACGGUCUGGAGAAGAGGAUGGCGAGAUUGCGUCUGAUCCUGCAGGUGGCCUUUUGCCAUCCGCCAGGUCCCCAAUCGGAUUCACAGGCAAAACCCGUGCGGUUUCACUUUGCGGAGGCGAAUAGUGCUUCACCAACAGGCGAUGGAGCAGUGGCUCACAUGUUGGCUGCCCUCCUCGAUGCCAUCGAAUCUCACUACGGAUGGUUGGCCACAAGAUUGUAUCGAGCCUUCCGUCCCAAGUGUUUAAAAGUGGAUGUGGGCUGGCGGUGGCGUCGCAUGUGCUGUAUACCCAUCGUGUUGAUCUUUGAACUAGCACUGGUUACCCUGGUCACUGGAAUAUCUUUGAUCGUCGCCUAUUUCACGUUUGACAAGAAUCAGGAACAAAUACUUGUAGGACUUUAUGUGACCGCUGCAGUGAUGGGCACUCUGAUCUGCACGCAUCUCCACGUCCUGGCCAAGGUUUACAUGUCAUUGUUUACCUCCCACAUCCGAUUACUGAAAAGAGCGGUUCGUUCCAGUGAAUCAGCUCCUUUGACCAUGCUGGGCGCAGAAGUGGCCGUGAUGACGGACAUGGUCAAGUGCCUGGAUGCGUUUACUACUCAGCAGAGUCGCUUGGUGGGUGUGAUCGACGCACUGGAUUCCUGCGACACGGAAAGGAUUCUUACUCUAUUGAAUGCGGUGCAAACACUUCUCUCUUCACCUAACAGACCCUUUGUGCUGCUCAUUUCUGUGGAUCCCCACGUAAUUGCCAAAGCAGCGGAGGCCAAUAGUCGGCGACUCUUCACGGAGGGUGGAAUCGGAGGACAUGACUUCCUCAGGAACUUGGUGCAUCUCCCGGUUUAUCUGCAGAACUCCGGCCUCAGGAAAGUUCAGCGAGCGCAGAUGACAGCGCUGCUGUUUAAACGAAGUGGCGGAGGAGAUUACCAGACAGACGAUGGACCCACAUUGGGUCACUCCGUAUCCGCUCGUCGCCUGUCAAACGCGUCGGAGAUAAUCUCCAGUCAAGAGAAGCUGCGCGGACCCGCCCGUGGAGGUGGUGGCAAGAAGCUGCGUCUCUCCGAAUCCGUCGCCAGUUCUACAGGUUCCAAUCUUCACCGCCUGGGUCAGAAUCCGCAGACGGUGCUCGAUCUCUCCCGAAUCGUGCUCACGGAUGAUUACUUCAGCGAUGUGAAUCCGCGAAGUAUGCGCCGCCUGAUGAACGUUAUCUACAUCACGGUUCGUCUGCUCAAGGCCUUCCAGAUUGACUUCAGCUGGUAUCGUCUUAGUUCCUGGAUCAACCUGACGGAGCAGUGGCCCUUGAGAGCAAGUAUGAUAGUGCUGCAUCACGAUCAAUUUAUGGAUGGCAACGCAGAUGAGAGUGUGUCCCUGCAAAGCGUUUAUGAGAAACUGCGUCCAAAACUAGCAUAUUUAAGAGAGGCAGCUCCGCUUUUGGAGUUGGAUCGGGAUGAACGAAAGCUGGACGCUUUCCUGCAGUUGCACAAAUCAGAUUUACUAGUGGCGGACUUGCGCAUCUUUUUGCCCUUCACUAUUAACCUGGAUCCUUACUUGAGGAAGGUAUUAAAGGAGGACCAGCAAACCAUCGAGGACGAGGGUUCCCUAGUGAUACAAGCGAGACCCAGCGUUUCCAAUACCAUGCGUCAAUUCCCAGCGCCCACCACCUAUGUGCCUUCGCCGCAGGCCUAUCCACCCUACCAAAUGUUCCAAAACCCAGAGUAUCCUGCCAAUGAGCUGCGCUCCAGGAAUCUGAGCACGAGCACUGAGCCCGUUACUCCACUGAUUAACUCACCAAGUGAUUCUUUUGGUGAGGACAUCCUGCAAACCAAGUUGACCGAUUUAACCGUGGAGGGAGUCAUUAGCCUGCUGGAGCGGAUUGAGGACAUGAAACCGUCGUUGGCCAAACUAGCGCCCGUGCUUCGCGAGAAUGCCAUCAAUGGUCGUGUGCUGAAGCACUGUGAUAUGCCGGAUCUGAAAUCGGUUCUGGGCCUGAGUUUUGGUCACUGGGAGCUGUUUCGCCUGCUGAUCACCACGCUGCGGGAGUGCGAGCGUUUGCCUAGAAAGCAGCCACGUCAGCAGCAGCAGCCCCCCGCCUUAGAGGCACCAUCGAAUGUUCCGAUGAUCAAGGAUGUGACGGAUGCCCUGAUGCAGCCACCCAGAGAGUCCUUGUCGCGAAAGAACUCCGUUAGUCACAUGGAGAAACAGGUCACGCUGGAGGAGCAGAUGAUCUGCGGCACCUUACAGACUCUGAAUGAGGAGGCCUACGAGGAUGUGGCCAGUAGCGAGCGGCCAAGUCCCACAGGUGAGAUGUUGGCGGCAGCCGCACAACUGCAAUUAGCACCCAUCCGCGAAUCCUCCGAGUUCGGAUCGCCAUCCGAAGAUCAGAAGCAGUACGGGGUCAAGUUAAGCCACAUCAACAACAACCAGUACUUGCAUGCGGAGUACAAUCGGAGCGUCAGCUCACAUUCCCUGCAGAGUCUAAGUACUCUGGUGGGUGCUCCGAGUGGCCAUGGUGUUUCAGGUGGCGGUGGCCUUCACCUGGGAAAUGAACUCGACACGCCGAGUGCGGGAGCUGCAAUGACGACGCCAUUGCUCGGCUCCUCUGGCAACAUGCAACUGCCGUCUGGUCGGGAUUCCAUUUUGAAGCAGCAGGGAAGCGUCAAGGCCGACAAACGGGUAUCGAUCCAACAAACGGCAACCAAUAAUAACAACAAUAAUAGUACCAAGCUGACACCAAAUGUCGAAUACGUUUCCGAGCGCCAGGCGGAAGUACAAGGAGCCAGUAAGCGCUUGUCGACCAAGCCGCCAACAGGACCACGCCCCGCUUCGCUGAUCAUCACCCGCAACGAUUCCAACUCUCAGUUCCAGCUGCUCCGUUCGUCGUCAGUGGAUUACGACGAUGUGGAGGCCCAGGAGCACCGGACCACGAUAAGGACCACCUUGCUGGAACAACAGGAGGAGGAGGAGUCGGCCCCAUUCGUGUUUACAGUGCGCAAAUGAUACAAUCUUCUCUACUAGGUGAACCUAGUGCCAGCUACGCUUAGUUACAAAUUAGUUAUAGUGCAAUUAACCAAUAACUAUAGGAUUUUUUGGUAACUCUGACUUUUGGGUUACACAAUGAUAUAGUCGUACAUGCGGUACGCUAGGAAAAGACACUUUGUUUGCAAGUCUUGGUUGUAAGCCACUGUAAAGUUUACUAAUUGUUAUUAAUGUAUGAUGCAUGUGCAUAUUAAUGUAUGAUGCAUGUGCAUAUGUGUAUUUAUUAAUUAUACAAAGAAAGUGAGAACACAUUGAGCGAGAUGAUUUACAAAUUCAA
This is a messenger RNA of Drosophila rhopaloa, 6093 nucleotides long. RefSeq names its product kinase D-interacting substrate of 220 kDa B (gene Arms). The record is from RefSeq and is a predicted model, not a curated record. The coding region runs from base 621 to 5777 and encodes 1718 amino acids. NCBI's taxonomy places the organism in Eukaryota, Metazoa, Arthropoda, Insecta, Diptera, Drosophilidae. Gene Ontology annotation, molecular function: protein binding. The transcript is spliced from 12 exons.